AUGACAGCCCUAUACAGGCCCGCCGAGGCCAUCUCGGUCCUCCGGUCGUCGCUGCUGCUCCCGCGCAUGCAGCCAUCAUCCACACGACGCGCCCGCGCUGCCUUCUCCACCACUCGCAAUGCACACGCCAAGGAGCCCACCUUCCCGGGCACCCCAUUCCCAGAGCCCGCACGGAAGUCCAUCACGCUCACGGGCGACACGGGCCGAGUGCGGUGGACUGAACUAUCGCCAGGCGAAAAGGUCGUGCGCACAACGCAGCAAUCAUUCAACCUACUGAUUGUAGCGGUUGGCGUCAUAGCGACAGGCGGCGUAGCAUACUUCCUCUUCAGCGACGUCUUCAGCCCCAACUCCAAAACCGCCUACUUCAACGAAGCCACUACGAAGAUACGGCAAGACCCUCGGUGCCAGAAGCUGCUCGGCGAAGGCUCCCAGAUUGCUGCAUUUGGCGAGGGCUCGUGGAGUCGCUAUGCGAAGAACCGCUUCAUCAGCAGCACAGAAGAGACGGACAAGUGGGGCACAGACCACUUGAAGUUUCGCUUCUUCGUCGAGGGCAAUGGGAAGCAGGGUGUUGUGCACGUCCAUCUGAUCAAGAAGCCGAGCAUGGCGACGUAUGAGUAUGCCGAGCUCACAGUGGAUGUCAAGGGGCAUCGGAGCAUUGAUCUGGCCGCGAAGGAGAAGCAGGACCAUGUUGCGCCCAAGAUAUUUGGGGCGAGAUGGUGGUAG
This is a messenger RNA of Didymella exigua CBS 183.55, 723 nucleotides long. Its product is annotated as import inner membrane translocase subunit tim-21, mitochondrial. The record is from RefSeq and is a predicted model, not a curated record. The transcript has 2 exons. Bases 1 to 723 code for a protein of 240 amino acids. Gene Ontology annotation, cellular component: TIM23 mitochondrial import inner membrane translocase complex. Gene Ontology annotation, biological process: protein import into mitochondrial matrix. Lineage: Eukaryota; Fungi; Ascomycota; Dothideomycetes; Pleosporales; Didymellaceae.